Molecule: messenger RNA, 1452 nt
Organism: Pleurotus ostreatus (oyster mushroom)
Lineage: Eukaryota; Fungi; Basidiomycota; Agaricomycetes; Agaricales; Pleurotaceae
Product: Endo-1,4-beta-xylanase 5
Exons: 5
Coding region: 1-1452 (483 amino acids)
Biological process (GO): glucan catabolic process
Cellular component (GO): extracellular region; cell surface
Molecular function (GO): beta-glucosidase activity
Source: RefSeq, a predicted model, not a curated record
AUGCCACUGCUCGCUGUUCAAGGAGCGAAGAUCGUUGAUGAUGAGGGGAAUGAGAUUAUACUUCGCGGUGCUGGUCUCGGUGGAUGGAUGACAAUGGAGAACUUCAUUUCAGGAUUUCCUGGGUGUGAGUAUCAAAUACGUGAAAGCCUAGCGGACACGAUUGGCAAGGAAAAGGCAGAAUUCUUCUUCCAAAAGUUUCUUGACUAUUUCUUCGCCGAAGACGAUGCCCGAUUCUUCCACUCCGUCGGCCUGAACUGCAUCCGUAUCGCCAUCAGCUAUCGGCACUUCGAAGACGAUAUGGCGCCCCGCGUGCUCAAGCCCAAUUGCUUCGCGCAGCUAGACCGCGUCAUCAACGUGUGCGCCAAAUACGGGAUAUACACCAUCAUCGACAUGCACACUGCGCCUGGCGGGCAGAACGGGGGCUGGCACUCAGACCACGGCUCCCCCCUCGCGCGGUUCUGGAUCCAUAAAGAUUUUCAAGAUCGCCUGAUAUGGCUGUGGGAGCAGGUGGCCGCGCAUUACAAAGCCCACCAGUGGAUCGCGGGGUACAACGUCCUCAACGAGCCCGCCGAUCCGCACGCGCAGCACGCGCGGCUGCUCAGCUUCUACGACCGGGCGUACAACGCCAUCAGAGCCAUCGACACCGACCAUAUCAUCUUCUUCGACGGGAACACGUAUGCUACUGAUUUCACGAAGUUUCCGGACGAUGCGGGCGCGAAGUGGGAGAAUACGGCGUUUUCGAUACAUGAUUACUCAGUUUAUGGAUUUCCUAAGAGUCCGGAGCCGUAUGACAGGACAGAAGGACAGAGAGAUGUGAUGAGGCGCAGCUACGAGCGCAAGAGGGCUUGGAUGGAUGCGAGGGGGUUGUGUGUUUGGAAUGGGGAGUGGGGACCUGUGUACGCCAGGCCUCCAUAUGACGGUGACGCGACCGACGCUAUCAACCAGCGAAGGUACAACGUCCUUGAAGAUCAACUAGAAAUAUAUAACAAGGCAAGUUUUUGUAUAUUGAUGGAUCGGCUUAGUUGGUCUAUCUGGCUUUACAAAGACAUAGGCUUCCAAGGGAUGGUCUACGUAUCCCAAGACACCCCCUAUAUGACGCGCUUCCGCGACUUUCUCGCCAAGAAGUACCGAAUGGCCGUCGACUCCUGGGGUGCCGACGAUAGAUAUGUGAAGAAGAUUUACGAGCCGAUCGUCGGAUUGAUCAAAGAAGCUUGCCCAGACGCCGAUACGAAGAGGUUGUACCCACCUAUCUGGAGCCUGGAAGAGAGGGUGGCUCGAUAUUCUAGGCAGACGCUGGUGGCUGAGUACCUUGUGGGGGAAUGGGCGAGUAUCAUGAAGGGGCUAGAUGAAGGGGAUUUAGAGGAGUUGGCGAAGUCGUUUGCGUUUGAGAACUGCGCAAAAAGGGAAGGGCUGAAUGAUGUCUUGAGGAAGUACGCUCCCGAAGCGAAAUAG